GGUUCAUGCUGGUAUCCAGCAUGGUGUAUCCAGGGCUCCCUGGCGGCUUCCCCAUGGCAGUUCUGAUGGUGAUGUUGAUGGUGCCGAGCUCUCCUCUGGCUUUGACCAGGGACCUUCAACCGCGCUUCCUGUUACAAGCUAAGAGCGAGUGCCAUUUCUUCAACGGGACACAGAGAUUGCUCUUUAUGGAGAGACGCAUCCACAACCAAGAGGAGUACCUGCGCUUCGACAGCAACCUCAGGAAGUUCCUUGCCCUGACGGAGCUGGGGAGGCCCGAGGCCGAGUCCUGGAACAAACAGAAGGACAGCCUGGAGCAGAUGGCCGCCGAGGUGGACAGGUUCUGCAGACACAACUACGAGGUUGCGGAGCGCUUCACCGCGCAGCGCAGAGUUAUGCCUACAGUGACUGUAUACCCCAUGAAGACUGAACCCCUACAACACCACAACCUCCUGGUGUGUGCUGUGAAUGGAUUCUACCCAGGCCACAUUGAAGUCAGAUGGUUCCGUGGUGACCAGGAGGAGGAGGCUGGGGUGGUGUCCACAGGACUGGUCCAGAAUGGAGACUGGACCUUCCAGAUACUGGUGAUGCUGGAAAUGACCCCCCAACAGGGAGACGUCUAUACCUGCCACGUGGAGCACCCCAGCAUGGACCAUCCUGUCACAGUGGAGUGGAGGGUCCGGUCUGGAUCUGCACAGAGGAAGGUGCUGGGUGGAGUGGUGGUCUUCGUGCUGGGUCUGCUCUUCCUUGGAGUGGGCCUGUUCAUCUACCUCAGGAAUCAUGAAGGACACUCUGGACAUCAGCCAAUAGGACUCCUGAGCUGAAGUAGAGGUGACAGCACUGAAGGAGGGAGCCCUGUCCCCACCUUUCCACCUGAGGACAAUGCUUCUUGCUUGGCUCUCAUUCACCCAAACAGAGACGGAUUUCUCAGGACCUGGCUCUCUCGUGCUCAGUGGCCCCCAGGCCAUGUCCUUGCUGAGGGCUGUGUCCGUCCCUGUGGCUACCCCCAUGCCCCCAGUACCUUCUCCUCCCUCUCUCCUGGCUGGUUUGUAUCCAUCCUUUCCGGCCUCCCAGGGGUCUGAAAGCACCUCUGCCACUUUUCUUGGUUAUGUUUUUCCCAAAUAAACAA
Messenger RNA from Perognathus longimembris pacificus (Pacific pocket mouse), 1126 nucleotides. Its product is annotated as HLA class II histocompatibility antigen, DR beta 3 chain-like. The record is from RefSeq and is a predicted model, not a curated record. Gene Ontology annotation, cellular component: lysosomal membrane; late endosome membrane; MHC class II protein complex. NCBI's taxonomy places the organism in Eukaryota, Metazoa, Chordata, Mammalia, Rodentia, Heteromyidae. Gene Ontology annotation, molecular function: MHC class II protein complex binding. The transcript has 6 exons. Bases 6 to 821 code for a protein of 271 amino acids. Gene Ontology annotation, biological process: peptide antigen assembly with MHC class II protein complex; positive regulation of T cell activation; immune response.